This is a messenger RNA of Cuscuta campestris, 1733 nucleotides long. The record is from the annotation of a GenBank genome assembly. Lineage: Eukaryota; Viridiplantae; Streptophyta; Magnoliopsida; Solanales; Convolvulaceae.
UUUUAAACUAUGGUUAUGGAGUAUUAAGAAACAAGAAAUAAAAAAAAUUAGUAAAAAAAAUGUACUACAACAUUUUGUUAAAAAAAUUAUUUAUAAAAGUAAUUGAAAGAGUAAUACUCCCUCCGUCCCACUGUGUUUGUCCACUUACCUUUUGGCACACCAUCCAAUGCACUUCUUUAAUCCAUUUUAUCUUAUAAUUUGUAUAUUAAAAAAUUAUAUAUUAAUAAUCUAUAUGUUAAGACGAAUCAAACAAGAUCACACAUGACUAUUUUUAGGCUUACACAUUGAGAGAAUUUGAUGAGUCAAAAACAAAAAUAAGAAGGAAUAUUAUAAUCUAAUUGGGGAGGGAGAGAGUAUUAUUUUUUUUAGUAGACAUUCCUUACGCGUGACCGAUUUUUUAAUUUCUUUCUCACCAACACACCAUAGAAAGGGAAAGGAAGGUCGCUAGCCGAUACCACCAACCAAUCCGUCAUUAAAGCAUCGCAUCACCAUGUCCAUAUCCGGAGUAUAUUAAGGCCGCACAGUCCAGUCCAGGUAAGAAGAAACUUUGAAAAUGGCGAGCCUCAGAGUUCCAGCUUCUGUUCCUUCUCCCGCUGAGGAUUCCGAGCAACUCCGAAAGGCAUUCGCAGGAUGGGGAACGAACGAGGCACUCAUAAUUCAGAUAUUGGCUCACAGGAAUGCUGAACAGCGCAAGUCAAUCCGCGAUAUCUAUGCCUCAACUUAUAAUGAGGAUCUUCUCAAGGACUUGGACUCUGAACUUUCAAGUGACUUUCAGCGUGCUGUCCUGCUAUGGACGUUGGAGCCUGCGGAGCGAGAUGCAUACCUGGUUAACGAAGCCACCAAACGCCUAACUUCUAGCAACCGGGUUAUAAUGGAAAUUGCUUGCACUAGGUCUUCUCACGAUCUCUUCAAGGUCAGGCAGAAGUACCAUGAUCGCUUCAAGAAAUCACUUGAAGAAGAUGUUGCAUAUCACACAUCUGGGGACAUUAGGAAGCUAUUGGUUCCACUGGUGAGUGUAUUCAGGUAUGAGGGAGAUGAGGUGAACAUGACAUUGGCAAGAAAAGAGGCUAACAUACUUCAUGAGAAGAUCUCUGAAAAGGCUUAUAGUGAUGAGGAACUUCUUAGGAUCCUCACUACUAGGAGUAAAGCACAGCUGAAUGCAACCCUGAAUCAUUACAAUGAUCAUUUCGGGAACCCAAUCAACAAGGAUCUGAAAGCGGAUCCUAAAGAUGAGUACCUCGCGUUACUAAGAGCAGCGAUCAAGUGCAUGACAUACCCUGAGAAGUACUUUGAGAAGGUUCUUCGGAUGGCAAUCAAAGGGCUGGGAACAGACGAAUGGGCUCUCACAAGAGUUGUGACGACAAGAGCUGAGGUUGACAUGGAGUCUAUCAAAAAUGAAUAUCAUAAACGGAACAGCAUUCCUCUGGAGCGUGCGAUUGCUGGAGACACCUCUGGGGACUAUGAAAGGAUGCUUUUGGCUUUGAUCGGCCACGACGACGUGUGAGCAAAUCAUCUUAUUCCCCCUUUUCCUGGAACUAUUUUCUCUUCAUGGACUUGUUGGUGUGCUGCAUUUCUGAUCCUUGCUGGUUAUUUUGCACCUCUCACUUUUGUUUCGAAAAUAAAUCUGAGUUGGACUUCAAUUUUACUUGAAUUUCACUAAGCACUUUGAAGUGAUUAUGCAGAACAUACAUACUUUUCUAAAUAAUUUUUUUUAAUAACAAUGGAAUCACCAA